AUGACUUCCCUGUUCAGUGGUGACUGUUACAAAGACAACAUUGUACCAGGAAAAACGGUAACAAAUUUCCACUGUAAUCAUUUUAAUAAACAUAAAGAAUUACACGUUGAUUGUUCUUACAGAAACUUGACAGUUGUUCCAGAUACACCAGCUGACACGGUUUACCUUUAUCUACAACAUAAUUUAAUCGGACAAAUACUCAAUAAAACAUUUGCCCUUUUGAAUAGGUUGGAUGUCUUAGAUCUAUCUUUCAACAAAAUCACUGCAAUCAAUAUAGAUUCAUUCACAGGCCUCCAGAAUCUGCGGUUUCUUUAUCUCAGUGGUAAUUCACGAUAUCAGGAAUUAAGUUUGCCAAAAAAUGUAUUUAAUCAUUUAGGCAGUCUUACUGUGUUAGAUUUAUCCUACAACAACAUAAACUCAAUUCAUGAGUACACAUUUGGUGGACUUGUUAAACUACAGCACCUUAAACUGAACAAUAACGGGAUCGACAAAUUACCAAAUGAUACCUUCCAAUACACACCAAAGCUCGUUAUUCUUGAUUUAUUUUAUAAUUCAUUAUAUUCAGUAACUAAAGGAAUGUCCACUGGACUCGGAACCCUGCAUCAGCUUAAUCUCGGUGCUAACUUCAUAGAAAAUAUUGAAAACAAUGCGUUUCAAUUGCUAAUCAAUUUAACUGUAUUGAAUUUAUUUUUCAAUUCGUUGCAUUUAGUCAAUCAGCAAAUGUUCGCUGGGCUUCCAAAGUUGCGUCAUAUCAACUUAAUGACCAAUCAAAUGAAAGAAAUAUCAAAUCAUACCUUUGAAAAUUUAACGGAUCUUAGCAUACUGGAUCUAUCAAAUAACAAGUUGCAAUCACUGAAUGAAAAGACAUUUUUAGGACUGAAAAACCUUAAAGUUCUAAGACUCAACAAUAAUAAACUUAGAUAUAAUACGCAACAGCUGCCUCCAGGGUGUUAUAAACCUUUAAAAUCACUGAAACAACUGUCUGUUCAAAAGAAUAAUCAUCGACGAAAAGACCUUUAUACGUUCAUUCUUCCGGAUGAAACUGUUAAAGAUUUGAAAAUGUUGGAAAUACUGGAAUUAGAUGCUAAUGCCGAUGACGAAAGAAUUCUAGGGAUUGGAUUUUCGUCCUUACAUAAUCUUUCUUCAAUGAUUUUUAGAGGUUUUUGUAAUUUUUCUUUAUAUAAUGACACAUUCAAAUACACGCCAAAUUUGACACAUUUAAAUCUAUCUUUCAACACAAUCAUUACAAUGAAUGAGGAUUUAUUCGCAGGCCUUCAAAAUCUGCGGUUUCUUUUUCUCAGUAGUAAUUCACAAUAUCCUAUUGAUGAAAGUUUAAAAAUUUUAGAAACUCAAAAUUAA
Mytilus californianus (California mussel) is the source of this 1359-nucleotide messenger RNA. Its product is annotated as insulin-like growth factor-binding protein complex acid labile subunit. The coding region runs from base 1 to 1359 and encodes 452 amino acids. The record is from RefSeq and is a predicted model, not a curated record. Gene Ontology annotation, molecular function: protein binding. Lineage: Eukaryota; Metazoa; Mollusca; Bivalvia; Mytilida; Mytilidae. The transcript is spliced from 3 exons.